AUGCACAAUUCGUCACCAAGGACCUCCAAACUACGAGAGAUCUUUCGAUCACAGUCCUUGCAAAGACGCAGACGAUUAAAAAAGAGCAAAGAACCGACUCCCGAAGUUAUUCCUUCCUUUGACAUUACAUUUCCCAGUGUGCCUACGGUCUGUGUAGAAUACGAUUCUGAGGGUGACGAAGGAGUACUAUAUCAUGUCCGAAGUUUCAAGAGAACAGCUAAAGGUGUUAUCAGUUUGGUAAGCCACAACUUAUUAAAGAUUGCGAAAACUAAUGAGGGUAUUUCGUGUUCAUUGCUUCUUAUACUUUAACAAGCUCAACUGAUCGUGCAACAGACGCUUUUCGUGAAAGUUCCUUAAAGCGGUCAUUAGCCCCAGUUUUAAAGAGUUGAACAUAUUUGGACACCAAAAAUGCUUCAAUUAGGUAAAGGAAAUGCAGGAAUAAUGUAAGUAAGAGCAAAAGCUCUUCUUAUUAUUAUUCUGGAAAAAUGUUUUUGUAAACUGGAGGGAAAAUAAUGAUAUAACGAACAACUUUAUUGUCACUAGACACUAACCGCACACUAUGGAUUUUUAACGAACUGUCCUCUGCUUGAUCAAAAAUAAAAUUUGAAUGCUUUUACCCAGGUAAUCUAAAGGACAGCAGUUUUUUGAUUAAUGAUCAAACAGCAAUACAAAUUUCGUCACUCUUGAUGUCGAAACAAAACUUUUUGACGUCAAUCUCCGUAAAGGUACAAUUGUUCUUCACUUCGUGGAACUUUCCUUUUAAAUAUUCAUGUCUAAGUCUGCAGCGUCUAGGGUGUAAAAAGCCGAAUUACUUAGGACAUACCGACUUUAACGUUCAAUACAAAUACGCUGGUACAGAUUUUUAUUUACUUCAAUUUAGGAAGAAGAAUCCGACACCGGGCAUACUAGGGGACCCAAUCCCUCGAUCGCUUUUUAUAACCCACCUGCAGAUAAUUCCGUAAAUGGCCGUUUUGAUUCUUGGAAAAAUGCAUGUUGCGGAUGGGCAAUGGGGUUUACGUCGGCCUGGUAGCCAGUGGGAGCAGUUCAAUAAAAUGAACGUUGUGCGUGUAAUUAUGAAAAUUUAAAUACUUGCACGCCAUAAGCAUUGCUGGGUCUUCACGUCAAAGCACUUGUUUCAAAAACGGCAUUUCGUCCGGUUGUCUGAAAUAAUUCGAUUGACUUAUUUUAUGCUCAAAGGCAACAUUGUACUGACAAAACCUUUAUUCACAGAUAUUUAGGCAGAUUUGAAUAUCCAUGAAUUCGUGAGCCUGGUGGCCAUUUGGUGGAUUCCAGGUGAAUUACUUAGGAAGUCCUGUUUGGGCAGUCAAAUUACUGCAUCAGAUUUGAUGGAUUUCAGACGUUGCAGUAGGUUGGGCGGGUAACUUGACCCAAAUGUGAUAAAACUCGCGUCGUCCGUCGGGGCCUCGUAGUUCAAGUGGUUAGAGCGUUGGCGGUACUAAAGACUUCCUCUUACUGCGCGAGUUCAAAUCGCACCGAGGCGCCGAGGUUUUCACAGUUGGGUCAAUAUGAAAACUGUUAUUCUUGGAUGGAACACAUUAACUUCAAAAUGUACUUCAGUCACGUUUUACUGCUUGUGGCCUCAAAUGACAGCGGACAACAGUUUAAAAGUAAUUUUUCUAAUCGACAGAUUACCAUAGUUUUUGAUAAAAUGCCAGUGUACAUCAACCAUGAGUAAGGGAGAGGUUGAAGUUAGCUAUUCAAACAUAAGGGCACUUUGCAUUUUUACAAUGAAGUGAAAGUGGGCAUCGUUACUGGUUCUACUAGCUCUCAGCUUAUAGAUGUAAGUGUGCACAGUGUGUUUCGGCAUCAACUUCAACAUAAGUAUCUAUAAAGAAUCGUUUACAAGUUUCUUAGUUGUUUCUGAAACUAAUUUUGUGUAGACCGUUAAGGGGAAAUAAUAAAAUGGUCAUGGUUUACUUAAUAACAUCAUAUUUUACUUUGAACCAACCGUGAAAAACUCGGUGCCUCGGUAGGAUUCGAACUCGCGACAGCAGGUGGAGGCUUUAGUACAGCCAAGGCUCUAACCACUUGAGCUACAAGUCCCCACCGCAUGAAGCGAGUGAGAACCGUUCUGUUUGCAUAAGGAAAGUGCACAUGAAAUUGAUUAGUUGAUUCUUCACUCUGUAUAUUUUGUGAGAAAGCCGCGUAAUUUUUAUAAAUAGUAAAUCAGACGAACUAGUAUUUCGGAAAUUUUACAGUACUCGCUGACAAUUUGCCAAGAUCGGUGUAAUGUCAAAGUGCUAGUGCUGGUUACAAUUUCUGAUUAAAUUAUAUCACAACUUUGCAGUCCUUUCGCUGGGCACAGAGAAUUUAAACACAAUAUAAGGACAUUACAAGAGUGACUCUUCACUUUGUUCAUUCCACAUAGGCAAUUUCAUGCAUAUCAGGCGAUGCCAUAGACGUUCGCUCUGCUACUUUUUACUCAGCAAUACUAAGCCCUGAGCCAAACGUUUACUGAUGAACAACGUUUCGGGGCUUCUUUUGAGUUUUGUCAGCCUUGUCAAGUUACGAGCAUGCAAAGUUACAAUUCCUAUCCUCUAUAAAAGCAUGCGCAGUGUCAGUAACUAGCAUAAGAAAUACAGUUUUAAGCCGAUCAUUGUGGGACAAGGUUCUCAUCGAAAAUAUUUCGUUUCAAUAGAUUUUUACUACUGAACAACUGGCAGAGGGUGGUGGAUAAGUAUUACCUAUUUGCCGGGAUGACCUAGCAACGAAAAUAUUUUGUGCCAAAUAACUAAAAGUAUCCCAAAAAUUAUCAAAAAAAUUGCUUUUUUCCCAUAGAGGACCAUCUGCGUUUGUCAAAAACGCAAACGCACUGCUGUUGGGGCCAUUAUUUGGGUAGGUUAUCGAACCCUCAUAAAAACCAACACGCAACGCAGACAUCAAUGCACAAACGUUUCUCAAUGCUUUAUAGUCAACUGCCUAAAAGGCAAAGAUACCCGCUAUUUGGCUGGGAAAAUGCCACAUCUUAUUUGUUAAUAAUCUGCAUAUUUUCGUUGUCCAUCAAGAGAUUAACAUAAAAUUGCGUUACAUAUCUUAAGUAAAGUAAACUAAAGCAGUAUAUAAAACGCUCAACUCUGGGCCGAUGAGUUAUGCAAAGGCUGCAAACCUUCAUGACUAGACUAGAGUUUUCACAAUGUUAUGAGCUAAAUGAUUCCUUAACUUGAAGUAUUUAGCGCCCGCCCCGAGUGUUUUGUCAUUAAAACAAUUAGUAGACUAUCUGCUCUGCAUUCACUUGGCAGUAGGGCGAAAAGGUAUGCAAAUGGGUGCUUUUAUUUCCAUAUUCCGACGAUCCCUAUUAGCAUUACUUUAAAUGCAAUUGAAUUAUCAAUUUUUACAUGUACCAGCACUGAAAAAUGCAAAAGCACUCACCUUUAAAAUAUAUUUAUAGCAAAUACUGUAUUUAAAAUGUUUUUGUUUUCGAUUGCAUCUUCUAAGGCCUCCACUAAAACCUUAGUUAUCGGUAAUAUCUGAAAGAGUGUAAGCAUUUAUAAUGUAAUGUCAAAAUCGAAGUCUUCAUUUUUGUGUUAUGGUAAGUUCGAUCCUUUGCCGAAAGUUAACCUGGGACGUGUGGAUUAAUAUGUAUGUGGGUUCCGCUUUCACAUUAAUGUAGAAUUCAUAACUGUCAGCGUCUUAUAUGCGCGUAAAGAGGUGUUUCGUAGAACUCAAAAUAGUGACAGUCUAGCGCUACACUGAAUCGUCUAAUUUACUAACAAUGUGAAUGUCAACUUAAUCGAAAAUAUUCCGAGGGCUCGCAGCUUGUGUAGCACCGGAUCGUAAUUGAAAGGUAAUAGAGUUAAUUAGAAGAUUAGUGGUCUAGAUAAAAUAUUUCUUUUUCGCUAAUUGGCCAUAUUCACCAACCCAAUUGCCCAUAUUGAUUGGUAUAAAAUUUAAAGGGCACUCUAAUGGUGUCCCACUAAUAGAGCAAAUGCUGUCUGCAAUCCUCAAAUAUGUCUUGCCAACUUACAAAAUGCGUAAGUCUGGCUGAUAACCGGACAACUCCUAACAGGCAGCUCUUGCCAGAUGUGAUGUCCGACGAACAGUUGUAGUGGUUAACUGUCUUGGUGUCAUCAGCAAAAAUCUUUGUCCCUCGUAAGGUGUCUGUUAAAGAAAGUACUGCCAGUCCGAUUAAAUUCUAGUGAAUUAGACGUUCUCACCUGUGGUUUGGCUUCCAAUAUUAUGCCUGAUUUACCAAACCUGCAUUAAAAUACUCAAACUUCACACAUGUUUAAAAGAUAUCAAACUCUAGCACAAUACUCGUAAUUCUGUUAAACGCAGUCGAUCGAACUGUCGGAAAACUUUCUAUGGAGUUAGAUUCACUAAUUAAGGAGGACUCCGCGUUGGUUAUUGUCUGAAAGCGAAGGGCUCGGUUGGUCGAGCCACAAGGGCACUUUGACGAUGCGGCAAAACAAUGGUUCUUAACAGACACGAAAAAUGUUUCAUUCUCUUCAAAUAUCUGAAAGAGUGAACACGGUUUUUGACGUUCUGCUAGUCAGAAGUUAUUAUUUUUAACAUUUUUAAAAGCAUCAUAUGCUUGUAUUCAUGGCCAUUAACAUUGCGGUUGCGGACUUUUAAAAGUUACUUGAAUCCAUAUUGUGUCUUUUUUUAUUCUUAUGGAUGCCAUUCUCCAGGGGCAGCACAUUCGCCCACUGAUCUAACAUCAAAGCAUAAUAUGAGUAUUCCUAUGCUACAGAAAGUGCAGGUUUGAGAGAAAUCAACUAAAACCGCACCAGAUAAAUAAAUGAGCGAAUUCGAAACUCAUUGACCGCCGGAAGAAAGUUCACGAAACUCAUUCGUUUUAUGGGGUAAUCUCAUGCUGGCAACAUAGGCCUCAUUGCUCUGAGCGCCUUUCACCUGCGUGCAAACGUCUAAAUCCCCAACAAAAAGUGUAAUUUUGCUGAGGAUUAGAAGUCAAAAACACCGGACAAUUAUUUGCAUCCCAAAGGUACACUGAAACGCCCCAGAAAACGAGAUUUUAUUGACGGCACCAUUCGUAAUCAUUAGAGUUUAUCAUUAGUACAUUCACUUUAAUAUACGCGCAGAUAGAGUAUUAGCGACGUUAUUGAGGUACAUGUGUUGGUAAUUUUUAAUGGUUAAGUGACUCUCAUUCUGUAAUCCCUAAACAAUAAAUGGCGAGAUCUAAUUUCCUAGUCGCACUUGUUGGGGAUUAGGAGUCAGGAGUUAGGGUUCAGGGUUAGAGGUUAGGUAGGGGCUCGUCUACUGCAGGUACGGCUACGAAAUAGGAUCCGACCCAAUAAAUGUUCUUCUUAUUCACAUCGGACAUCCCAUGUGAAACUUGGCUCUACCAUAUACUUCACGCCAUUUUCAGGGAGACACUUAUCGUGCACGAAGCACUUCAAACUGCGCGUAUCAGUAUCUGCCCAACUCACCAGCGGACUACAGCGUUGAACUUUUCUCUACCUCUCAAACUCCGGAACUUAGUGCCUUUGCCUCACCGCAGAAGGCAGCAUGCAAUUCAUUUGCGAUUCAUCCUGCCUUCAGUGAGACCAUCUUGCAACUGCCAGAACAACAGCCGUCCACGUCGUCGAAGACGGACGACAGACGUGCGACUGACUGUCUCCUACCAGUCCACAAACUCGCCUUACCGCGUCCUUCGGCACCAGGUGUUAUAACACCGACGUAUGCAGCUUCACGCGCACCAUCGCCUCCAGUUAAGGUGCAAAUUCUGGGCGGACCAACAGUGGGAAAGACCACAUUGUGCAGGCAAUUUCUCACCUCGGAAUUUAUGGGGGCGAAAACCGAAUCAUGUGGGUGCAGACUCCUGCCUGUUUGCAUAGUCAUGUACAUUUUUACUGCUUAUUUGAGGAAAGUAGAUUAGGUAAAGACAGUGUCUUUCAAUAAACUAGCACACUGUAAUCAUAGUUAGAACGCCAAAACCAACUACAUUCUCCGCUGCACUGCGAGGUGAGUGCACUGGUGACGAGGGUAAAUUCAUUUGCAUUGAAACAUGCCCAUUCUGCGCAUACAGUUUAUUCUUUUCCUGCCCGUAUGGAGUUCCGACGAGACGGCCAACGGAAGACAGCUGACAGGGAGUGCAGAUGCAACACAUACCAGAUAAACCUGGCCCUUUAUUUCAAGUAACGAACUUCAAAAAUGGGUCUUUGAUACCGCACCGGUGAAAGUGUGUCUGGAUAUAAGGUAGUCGUCCAGCAGCAAACGUGGACUUGUCGCUCUAUUUACGAAGCCUAUUGCAAGUAUAUAGUGAGGCUCCUAGGUAGUGACUCCAUCCUGGAUCGAUUUCACUUUCUUAUCCCUCUUCCGGAUGGCAGUGGCCUGUUCAAUAGUAACUCACUAGGAAUGAGACUGAGCACAAUAUGCUCUUCAACUUGCUACGAUUGCCUAAUGCAUGCCUCAUAAGAAUAUGAGUUUCUUGCGAGUAAACUGAACCCCAAGGGAUAUAUAAGGUGGAAACCGAGUUAUGCCGUCGCCUGACAAACUUCCACGCUAUGAGUUAGAACGUGUCAUGCAAAGUUCAGUUAUUUCAUCAUUAUCCAGUAGAUGGGUGUGACGAGUUUUUGUAUAAGAGGGGGUACCUAAGCGUCGGUCUUUCUCGUUUUAUUCCAUCUCCCUUAUAUUAUUUUCUUACCCUCGUCUUUGACGGCGAGAUUAUAGUAGCCAUCCAUCGCGGGGCACACUCAUGUGUGACAGCGAUCGGGACCAGGGCGGACCAGGUCCUACCCUACUAAUGCGUGUCGUAAGUCUAUGUUGUCUCCCAUCCAGUCUAAAGCAACAUCUGUGUAGUUCGUUUGGGGUAAUUUUUGUGAUUACUGGAACAUAUGAACGACAGCUGCUACCAGGGCGGUGGAGGCCGUGGACAUAUUAUUUCAUACCUUUCGGAAGUGAUCUGAUGACAAAAAGAGGCUAGGGUAGCAAGCGCCUUUAGUAAUUAUUUGAGCUCACGAGUCGCUGGUGUGGUGUGACAGCUGAUUUGGAAACAAGACAAAAGCAGGCAGUGGAAAGCAAAAUGACAGUUUCGACAGUUUUGUCCUUUUUUAUCUAGAGACGUUCAUCUCCAGACCAUAGAAAUGAGAAAUGAACGGAAAUUUGAGAUUCGUAGAGCACAUAAGCACGGUCUAUUGCGUGCAGUAGAAUAGGGAGUCAUAUGGUUCCAAAAAACCUACUUGCAUUUAUAUGAGAGUGUCCUUUUCCAUCUUCUGUAAUGAUGAUCAUUUUGCACGUCACGAUGAAUAAGCUGAACCUGAGGUAAUAACGGAACUCCCGAAAAAUUCGAAUGUUUCUAAGGCGGGCUCCAGAUACUCAUAACUAUGUAAGAUUUCACGUGGGAAAUUCGACGGAAGCAAAGUAUCGAUGUCUGCUUUAUAACGUUCUCAGCCGCUAAAAAAACGCUAUUAUCUAAGAGCCUUUUUGGAUCUCAACAGACUCUUGGGUUAACUUGAUCAAAUGUAUAAGGGAAUUCUAAAAAAUUAUUUUUUUCCCCUUUUAAAUGAUAAACGGUCCUUUUCAAAUUCUAUGUUAUGGAAAGAGAGGAAUUCUUCAUAAUAGGGUUUUUGAAUGUUAUCCUUCUAAAAAAGCUAGUACUAUUAUUUGUCUGCUAUAUUAUUGGCUAAUGUUUUUGCUUUAGUCGGGGAAAUACAGGGUAACCUAUAUCUAGUGCUGCAUCCCAUAAUCAGUUGGACUUCUCCUCAUGGGGAUGUGUAAACUCAUUAAAUUUUUUAGGAUAAUUGUGUAAAACACGACUUAAAAUCGUGCAAAAAAUGAAAGAAGCAAAGUUCUUUAAAUACUUGGUUUCUGAUCGAGAUGAAAAGAUAGAAACAUGUUUUUUUUUCGAAUGCAGUGUUUCAUGAGAAAGUGCUCACAAGAGACACAGACAAUGUCCUUUCUUGCUUAUUGGCAGUUGCCAGUCAACCGAAGUCUGGACUUACACCGAAUGAACAUGAGCUCGCUAGUUAUUGGACGUUAAUCAAACGCUGUGGUAUCAAACUUUUGUGGGCCGGAUUUUCCAAAAAAGAAGCAGAAUGGGUAAAACGUUCGUACCGAUUGCAAAGCACAUUCUGAUGCAUGCGUCUCAAAACUCAGCAAAAAAUAUAUGCUGCGCAAUUUCGUAUAUUUGCGAAGAUAGUUCUUUGGGUGACCAUAAAUAUUGCCAAUGAGGUCCUGACAUCCUUGAAUUUAUUAACGCAAUUGUUUUGUUUCACAACAGCUUGCACUGUACAGUCCAGUGAUAUUAGAACUUCUACAUUUGACAAUGAGGGCGCAGCAGGCGAUAGGCAACUCAGAAUGGAUGCAACUACCCUAGUUUUAGCGACUCUUUGGUUCCUGUAGUUGGUGACGUGUUCGGAUAUUUCGAAAUAUGAAGAAACAUUGGAAACCAUUCCACGGAAAUUGGCUUGUCAAUUUCGUUAGGUAUAUGUUUGUCUGCCUCCCAGUUACGGCUUUAUGUUUUGUCCAUCUGAUAGUUAGUUAUACCUCAGUUACCCUUUUAGCAAGUUGAUGACCACUGUUGGAACCUGUGCUGUGUUAGUAGUCAUUGUAAGCAAUAUUUUUGCAACUUGGUAAUUCAUAGAUGCUUUGGCAGAUUCAGAAUAAAUCGUACUGACCCAAUUGGGAAAAACUCGGCGCCUUGAUGGGAUUCGAACCAACGUAGUAAGGGGAAGGCUUAAGUACCAGCCAACGCUCUAGCCACUUGAGCUACAAGUCUCCGCCAAAAUAUCUAUGAAUCACGUGAGCCUGUUAGUUAUCUGGUGGAUUCUAAUUGAAUUACUUAGGAAAUCCUGCCAGGGCAGUCAAAUUACUGUAUCAGCUUUGGUGGAUUCCAGACGUUGCAGUAGGUUGGGCGGGUAACUUGACCCAAAUGUGAUUAAACUCGCGUCGUCCGGCGAGGCCUCGUAGCUAAAGUGGUUAGAGCGUUGGCUGUACUAAAGCCUUCCCCUUGCUGCGCGGGUUCGAAUCCCACCAAAGCGCCGAGUUUUUCAUAGUUGGGUCAAUAUGAACCUAACAAUUGAUCUUUUGCGCGACGGGAACACCCAUGAUGGACAAGGUCUCUGGCUCUGGUUAUUAAGUAUUAAUUUAGAUGAUAUUAAACAAAUCACCACAGGUUUUCAACGCACGUUCUUCUGUUAAAUGAAUUGUUUGUCUAAAUACUAGCGCCGUUAUGCAGAUUCUUCAUGUUUGAAAGUUUACGAUCUCAUGUUUGUUAGGAGAUCGAAAAAUAGGAUUUCAUCAGGGCUCACUUAAUGCACACGAAAGGUGAGCAGCCGAACAUGAAAAACUGUCUUAAGCAUUUUCUUUGGAAGUCGGCGAAACGUUUAAAGGCCAGUAUUAUUAGUUUUACGAAUUAGGUUAAUGAAAAUCCCCGGCCACUUCUUCACAUGGCCGUUUUUAAGCAAGAAUCCCCGCUGAACAACGCGCUUCGAGAGCGAAAGUCAACGUAAUUGAUUUUGCACAAUCUCGGAUCAUUCGUCGGCCGUCCUGAAGUACUGUGUGUCUCGCCGUCUCUGUGUUGACCGGAGGUUUGUAUGAAACACACUUUGGCAGCAUAUUGUUAUCGAGACAAUGUGUAGAAAUCGAAUCUGCGCAUAUUUAGACGACUCUCGACUCCUUCGACACCUUGGUAUUAACUGUGAUUCCAGAGUAAGCCCGGUGAUUUAGUACUCCAUUAUCGUUUUCUAAGCUGCAGAAAAUAUGCAUUAGACACUGCGUUAUGAAUCUUGUUGCAUUUGGGCUUUAAUUUGACCAACUAAUUGUAUAAGAAGAUUGAAUUUUUUAACUUCCUAACCUGUAUAUGUUUAUACAUUAUUAUUAAUCCGUUUGCUUGUAGUGUUUAAUAAACCCUCAUAUUUAUAAUAACGGUUAGGAUACAUGUGAGUUAACUUGUAGAAUCGUAUUAACCAGGAUCUUUUCGUUUACUCAGAACACAUAAAUGCAAGGCCGUUAAUUUACUCAUGCGUUAUAUGCCAAAUGCAACACUUCAAACAUAUUUAGAGAACUGCUCACAUGAAAUUCAAAUUUUUGCUGCUUCUUAAUGAGACCUUGAUCCUGACAUUAAUAAUUCGAAAGUUACCCGGCCUGUUUAGAUGGAUGCUUAAUAUUGCAAUGUUUUGAAAUUUCAUUUCGGAGGACUUCCUGUAUUUUCUGAAAGGUCCUCAAAACAUAUGUUUCGGUCGAAAAAUGAACAAAAGCGUAUGUUAGGAUUCCUGAGGGAUUUUGCCGGAUAAAAGUUUGUUUCACAGAUUUCAAGAUAAUAAACAGUCGAGAAAGAAUGAAUUUAUUACUUUUAAAGAGCUAUUCCAAAACUAUAUAUAAAUGCGCAGCCUGGUAACGGGAAGUAUGCAACGGUUUUUUUAACAACACGAGUGUUCUUCUGUGAAAUAAAAAGUGUAUUUCGGACUGGUAGAAGAACUUUGGAUAUUUGAUUCUUCCCAUGGAUGUUUUUGUCUUCGGCUCCAAAGCGCAUGCAAAUAUUUGGCUAAGGCCUUAUUUGAUUUUAACUGCCAAAUGCUCAAGGUUCAUCAUCAAGAACCAAUGCAGUCUGUAUACACGAAGCAUCGUUUUACGCAACAUCUAAGGCCCGGAGGACACUUCGCCAGUUUUCCUCCAAUUCAAGAUACAGAUGCCAAAGUUUAGUGCACCAAUCUCCUCUCAAUGUUUCCAUUGAGAUUUCUAACACUGCUUUCAGUUUUAUGGUAGAUAAAUUAAAACCACCAACUUGGAAGUAGUCUUCGGGACACUUGCUGUUCUUUGAACUCAAGUCGUAACAUAGGUUUCCAAGCCCAUCAAACACUUUGUGUCAAGCCCAUCCAAUGCAAUUAACUGAAAGCAUUACUGAAAACUGUGAGAGCAAGGUGUAAGCUUUUGCAUUUGCGUUACACAGCCUGUAAAAUGUCGAUUAACCGUGCUUUUGCGUUUCCGACCGGCGCCUGCGCCGGAGUGAGAUAACAUAACUUUUUAAUUUGUGUCAAAUUAUUUACUUGAUUCUUUGGUAGCUGGGCCUUUAGAUCGUACCUCUGAACCACAUUUUGAAUGUCCUUUAGAAACCGAGUUUGUACUAUGCCAGUAUAAUUUUAGCAGACGCUCCUCAUAAUAUGGGUUUCCUAAACAAUCCGAGUCCUCUUCUGAUCAUAUGCAUAACUAAAACGAUCCUAGACAUUUGAGGCGGAGUUCAUGGAAAAUGUCUGAGUAACAUUUGCAAAAACUAAUAACGAAUUUGUUUGCGGCGGUCACCUUUAACCCGUAACAUAGGCUGCAAACCAAAAAGUGGCAACAUUUAAACUCUUACAAGCAACGCUAAAACGACUGUUUGGCGGACGUUAAUAUUUUACGAACGUCUGUACGAGCAAGUCUCAUGUGCGAUCAAUAUAUUGUUAUUGUGUGGAUGAUUUGGAAAGUAGGUAAAGUUUGGAGUAGACCGGUGUAUAAUGCAUAUUUUGCAUGUCUUGACGAACUUCACGAAUCAGUUGUAUGAAUAGUUUUGAGCACUUUCCCUGUGUUUUUACUACUUGCAAAAUAACCCGUCGUGUACAAUGACCAAAAGAUUCCGUCCUUCAGGUAAAUGCCUAUGAUUUAAGCCAGAGGGGAUAAACAUCAUCGUUUUUCUAACUACUCGAAACCGACAUGACACAUUGCUGUGGCUGUGAAUAUAUGCCGAUCUUACCAAUAAAGAAUCCACUGCAGUUCAUAAAUAUGAAUGCUCCUCUUACGCAAAUCAGACUAAAUUCUAUGCUUGUGCCCGGUAGAGCAAUUCUAAGAUUCCCCUAAAAGAAGACAACGAGGUAAUUCAGAAGGCAUUUCAGUCCGAUAAUAUUUUUAAAGAACACAAUUUCUGUGUAAGAAACUAAAUGAAAUUCCGAAAAAUACUGCAUCCUAGAAUAUAUAAAUAUAUAACAUCCUUGGAUAAGAUGAGUCAUUUAUACUAAAUGAAGCGUCCCCUACCAUUGUAUAUUCCUGAUCGAAAACCGACAGGGCAACGGGCUCGUGGCGCAGUGGUUAGAGGCGUGGACUUCUAACUAACAGGUCGCGAGUUCGAGGCUCGGGUGUUCCACAUUUCGGGCUUGGGUAUGAAUGGCUGGCGACGGCCAAUAAGCUAGAAAUGGCUAGUCCAGUCACCCUUAUCUUUGUCGGUAAUACCAUUCUGCCUAAAUGAAGUUUUUUCUAAAAUAGUUAUGACUUUAGUUAAACUAAAUGAACAGUGUGGUGUCUGCAGUAUCAUAGAAUUUCCAACUAUUCUUUAAGUUGUGUGGCUAGUCGAAUAACCAAAAAACCGAAAUUUAACACGGGCCUGCAGCAACCUGUAGAAAAUGCCAGGCUUAAUAAAGAUAGAAGGAUUGGAAAGUUUACCACUACAAAAUUGACUGGCUUGACACAGAUGUUUGAAAGGCCGAUGGCCUAGUUGCUUUUACAGUAUGUGGGCUAACUCAUGAAAUGCCAGCCAAAAUUCCGGAAAUGCGUUUUCGUUUCAAAAAGAUUAGUUAAGCAGGGUUGUAAAACCAAUCAUCAUGCAGCAUCAUUCUAUAAUAAUUCACUUACACUAAGAUGACGGCUGUCGAACAGACCGCUGUCCGGCCGCGUGCACAAACUAAACUCUGUAAAAAGUGAGUGCUUAAGUAAUAUGCAUUUUUCUCAGUGAUUUUCGAUGCCUUUAAAAAAUCGAUUAUAUUUUAUUGGAAACAUGCAUAAAAUAAUUUAUUCUUCUGCACAUACGGUAGACAAUUACGUUUUUUUCCAAUUUUAUACUCAAAGCAGGGAUAAAAUUUGGUUUUAACAGUUUCUAAUUGUGAGAUUUUUAAUUCCGUGAAAUGGCCGUUCAUAGAACUCAAGUCUCUGCAUUUACCAGUGUGGUUUGUAAAGUUAACAAUGUGGCUCAAAUCCACUUCCGGAUUUUGUGAACUCCAUAUGGUCUCCUCUUAAUACCGUGGAGAAAUUUCUGGUUUUCCGCACGCGGAAAAUAUGCGGCCUGUAGGUUGGAGACUCUAACUGCAAGUGUAACUGCAGGUCGGGUUCAAAAUUGUUCGGGAAUUAGAAAAGUUCUUGAAAACCAAAUUAUAUCCAUCCUUCAAGUAUAAAAUUGGAAGAAGACGUAAUUUCCUACCGAAUGAGCGAAGAAUGAAUACUUUCACGCAUGUUUUCCGUAAAAUAUAAUUGAACUUUCAAGGGCAUCGAAAAUCUAUGAGAAAAAUCCAUGCUACUUGAGUAAUCGUUGUUUACAACGCAUAGCUUUUGAAUGCAGCCGUAUAGAAGUUCGAUCGAAAGCCGGUAUCCUGAGGUAAUCGAAUUAUUAUAGAAUUAUGCUGCGGGGCGAUUAGUUCUACACCCCUUAUUAAUUAAUCUUUUUGGAACAAAAACGCAUUUUGAAAUUGCGGCUGACAUUUAAUGAGUUAGCCCACCUACUGUAGUACUGUGUUGCAUUACCAAGUAUAUUUGGCUGUUUUUCUGUUAUAAAAUCGAAAUAAUACGACAUUUAUCAUGCAAGGGAAUUGGCUACUUAUGUAUGCUUCUCCUAGAUUCCGAUGUUCGGUAGGUAAUAAUAUACUUUUGCAUAAUUAGAUCCAUGUUUACCAGUUAAAAGGACUUUCUGGGUGUAAUUCCUAAAAGCAGACGUUAUUUUAAAUAUAGACGAUACUAGAUAAAAUUGCCUCGGGCACUUUUUAAGCGAAGCAAAAGACAAAAACUAUUUAAAAUUGGUAACGGAUCAAAUUUGGCCAGGUAAGGGAAUCUCAUAGCUCAGCCCGUACCCUAAACUAUUUUGUGAACACCUUGCUGUAAGUAGACUAGAAUGCAUUCAUGCAAUGGAAAAUUUCCUUUCCACUUUCCGUCACACGAGUUGAGGUCUGCGUGAUCAAAUUUGCUUGAAAUGGAACAGCUGAUUAAGCAACGGAGAAAACGCCGUAAUUGCAAGCGUUCAGUCUAUUUAAAAUGCAGCUAAAAUGCUUUUCUCCCAGGUUCGGCCCACUUAAUAAAGUAGUUUUCAUAAUUAGAAUUUACACAGUUCAUUUUUUUGAGAACCGUCUAUUUAUUGUCAUUUAGACAAAAUAAUAGAGUAACCUCUCGAAAGCAUCUGUUUACCGCGUUUUUAUUGAUAUAUACUUCAUACAAAAUAUUGGUUUGAAUUAGCAAUCCUCUUUAAAAAUUUAACUGAAACUACCGCCUACAUCUACUUUAAUAACUGUUCUAGGUUUUGGAGAAUAAAAUGAAAUACUUUUAGGCAUAUUUGGCAUUUUGUUGUGUUUUUGAGAUAAGCCUUUCGUACAAAUAGAAGGUCAGAUAUUGUUGCUGUGACACGACUGUUGGGUAUGUGACAUAGUCUAAAUAUGUCCAAAAGCACAGGCAAAUAAAACGUGUCAAAAUUUUACAAUUUCACGCACUAUUCCCUUGUGUUUACAAAAUAUUUUUGAAACCAAACGAUCAUGCAAACAUUAAAUAGAGAGAUGGAGGAAAAUUACGAAAACAUCACUUUAUUUUGAUGCGCAUAAGGGCUCUAUAAGGCGUUCGGGGUAAAAGACGACCAAAAUAACACCAUUUGCGGACACGCGCCUUUCUAGUGUUUCACAAUUUCUGUCACGUGCGUCUCAGAUCAAAGUCACGUCCAACGAAUCUGAUAGCAAGGGCGCAACGCUAGGUAUUCUCCGUUCAGUUCGAUAUGCUAACUCAUGGAUGUGUUGUCGCGCAUUCGGUCCUCAAUUGACACUGAUUCAUGUAAGUUAUAUAUCCCUACCAUUAUUUCUGUGUCGCUGAUGUUGAAUUCAUCUGUUUCUCAACUGCAAGCAGUUAACUGAGGCAGUGACUCUUCUUUCUACAUACUUAUCUCUUGCUAGGACAUUGAUGAUUUUAGCCUUCCGGCGGGCAGAUCUGCUCACAUUCAUAGGAUACCUGCGCCGUAUGAUCCGAGAAAGACAUCAGAUUUUCAGAUGCCUGUAGUCGGUCGCUGAUGCACGUAUCUCUUUUGCCAACAGAAAAAUUUGCAUGAUGAACGUACCCAAGCCAGACCUUUCAACGGUUCGUUUUAAUACAAGGCUUAGAAUGCUGUAGCUGUGAUACACCUUUUUGACCUUCGAGCUUCAGUAUAGAGACAUUGGCCUAUGCAUAGCUUCCGCUGCACCGUUGUUCUUGUUCCAGCGCUUGCACCUCCAGGUCAGUAGUGCUCCUGGUCCUGUGGAAUUGAACAUAAAUUAGCAUUCUUAGCCAGCUGAUGAUCUAAAUACUAUCUCCUACUGGGCUUCUGACAACCUUACAUUUCCAAGCCGAUUGUGCUACAUAGCCUUUUAAUCACAAUAGCAACGCGGAGAGGUUAGUUAUGUUCGUUUUUUCCUUUCGUCUGAAUUAAUUGCCCUAGAUGUUUGUCUUUACGCGAGAAAUUAGUUGCAUGCUUUUCUUUACCAUGACAAACACUCCUUCGCGUUUGGACAUGGCGCGCGGAUUAACAGCGAAUAACAGUACCGUUAUUAUUUGUUUUAAGAUUAGUUAUGCAUACUUUCAGGUACGCUGAUGCACUUGACUGUUCAGGAGCCUGAAUAAUCCCACGUAUGAUAAAUCGAAAUCAAUCAUUUUUACUAUGUAAUGGGAUGCUCCUAAGAUUUGACCACGCUCAUUACCUACCAUGAGCUAUUUAGUGCCGUCAGAUGCAACCAUGGAAGCAGUUUUAAUUUGCGAAUAGCAAGAAAAAACACAUCGGUCUCUGGCGAUGCUUUCAACAGUGAUCGGAAAAUUCUUCCCAAGUUUAAGUGCUUUUCUUCACAGUUAAUACCUGGAACUCAUCUUUCGCAUGCAUCAGUGUUUACUAAAUGUUUUUCCGAAGACGAUAAAGGAUGGUAAAAUGGCUAAUUCUGGCACAGCUUUGUUAUGGUCAGCCAGUAAAUCAUGGGCGAAAGCAUGGAUCAUGGAUCAUGCGAAUCAGCCUACAUGUUUUGCUCCUACACCAAAACUUUAGAUUUACCGAAAACAUUACGACGAUAACUGCCGGUUUGACUAUUUUUCAGGCGUUUUUAACAUCUUAAAACUCUAAUAAGAUGAUUACAGAUGGUUUUGAUGGUAUCUUAUUCUACCUUAUGCGGCAUAUUUAGCAUUUUUUGCUUUAGGUAAUAUAGAGGCCUUAUUUUCUCUGGCACUUCUAAUGAUUCCCUCUAAUGUUCUCGCAUUACAAUGUUUGACUUAUUUUGGAAAUGUUUCUUGUAUAAUUUUGCUUUUAAAAGAGUCCAAGGAAUCUCUUAAUGCCACUAUAAAACAUGGAAAUGAUAUUUUAGAUACAUUACCGCGUUUUAUCAAUGUCAGUCAUUUUUCCCUGCACCUUUAGUCUCGGAAGACAACGUUGAGCGCUUCGUCACCAUUGAAGUUGAUGGUUGGAACAGGAGUCUCAUACUUAUUGACAAUGUGCGCGAAGAUGCCCAUACGGAAACUCCAACCCCUCAUACAGCUACUGUUGUAAAUACUCGCCUCUCUACCGGGCCCUUAUCAUCCGUCUCGCGAGAAUUUCUCGAAAAUGAACUUGCUGGUCUCCAACGCCAACGUGCCCAUUCAGCACAUUUGCCUGUUUCUCAACCUGCCGACUGGAGACCGAGAGAUUCUGUCCCUCUGAUAUCUAAUUACUCCGCCAUCGAGGUAAUUUUUAGUGACAACUUUGGUCUUAUCAAUAAUCGCACAGCAUUUGGCGUAUCUCAUUAGCUGUUAACCGGAAUUAUGAAAUGCGUUUUCGACUAGGAAGUAUUACUUGCUAAGAUUGAAAAGACUGAUCACCGUGCAGCAUAAUCCUCAGAUAUUUUAGCCACAUGAAAUUGCCGUUUUAUAUACGCACUUUUUCUCUUCCGCUCUCAAAAGUGCGUCCAGUAUAAAAUGACCAUUUCUUCAAUAUGGAAUUUGCUCAUUGAUAAGCGACGAUCUAAUAAAUUCAACUAUCUUUUGCAAAAAACGUAAUCAAAAAUACCCUCUGUUGCACUCAGUACAUGGGAAUUUGCAUUUCCAAAUUUUAUACUUAAAGGAGUGCCCUUCCGUUUAAAAACAUUUGCAAUAAAGAGAGUUAUUGAGAUCAUGGAAUAUCCUUUCGUAUAGCUUCUUACCUGUCCGCUUAUCAAGGCUGUUCAUGAAGUGUCGAACAGCAUUCACAUCGACCGUAAAACUUUGUAAAUAUUUUCUUAAAGCAUUAAAAUAGAACAUGUAAGUUGUCGCCAAACAAGUAGAGAAAAAACAUUUUCUGAAAAAUGUGUUUGAAUUCAUAACAAUAUCGAAAGUUAGUGAGAAAAAACUUACUGUAUAAGUAGUCCUUUUUUCUACUAACUGUGGCUCUUGUGAGCAGCCAUAGAGAAGCUUGGUCAAAAUCCAGCAUCCUGACAUGAAUUAAAUGCCUUGGGUUUAUACUUUAUGAUAGUCAAUAUUACAACCCAGCCCAAACAAUUCUUGCUUACGAAAAAGCAUUUUAUGAAUAAGGUCAAAAGUUGUUCGCGGUGGAGUUGCAAAUACUUAGAGAGGACAAUCCAGUUUGUUAAAAAAAACUGAAGGAUAUGAGCAAGUUUUCUGGCUUUGACAGGUGUUUUUGUCCACACAAAUGUGCAGCCCAGAGUUGUAAACGUCAGGAACAAUCUUGAGGUAUGCUGCAAGCAAAAAAACGGUAAGACCGGUUAUAGUCCUAAAAUGUGCUUAAAAUUUAUAAUUACUAUUUUUAAACCACCCCAACCAAAACCUUAAAAUACGUGAAUCGUUGAUUCAUUCGUUGGAUUCAUUACAACUACCGUAUCCAGGUAAAAAAUUGAAUUCGAUUAGAACAGCUUUCUGCUCUAGAAACUUAAAUGGAAAAACAGUUUCUUGUUUAGAAAAUUCACCAGAAGUUCUUUUUUUCUUCUUUUGGCAUUUUAAACAAACGUUGUCGGCAAAAUUGUGCUGGCGUUUUUAAAUUAAUUAAAAGCUUCUUAAGUGUUCGAUGGUUCAUGUAUGCUUGAAUAUAUUAGUAGAACUAUGCGGCUGCUGGUUGGGCUCGAGAGGGAACCCUAAAGCACAACUGAUUGAGUGAGUUCCGUAAAAUCGAUCGGCGGGUGCCACUUUACCAUUGUAUAUUCUCGAUCGUAAUCAACAGGACAACGAGCCCGUGGCUUAGUGGAUAGGAGCGGUAGGCUUUUAACCAACAGGUCGCAGGAUUGAGUCUCAGGUGUUCCACACUUUGAAGUUUGGUGCGGCUGGCAGAUGACAGCUAAUAAGCCGGAAAUCGCCAUCCUGGUCUCCUCUGCCCUUGCCGGUAAUGCUACUUUAGCUAUACAUGUAUUUACACUUCAGCUUUUGUCAUAGGGGACUAUUCUCCUGAGAACGCUUUAGCCCUUUAAGCGUGCCCGGUAUUUUCGACAAAAUUCGAUUAUUCGCAAUGUAAAACAAUGCUACUUUUUAAUACCUGUAGGUUGAAAUGCCGAUAAUUGAUGCCGACGUCUACAUUAUUGUCUAUGCCGUGGAUGACGACAACUCAUUCAGAAUAGCAAAAAACUUGGCCCAGAAGUUGAAUUUGUCCAACAGGAAUAACAAGUCGCGCUUACUCUACCUAGUUGGCAACAAGACAGAUUUGGUACGGAAACGACAAGUAUCGACACAACGUGGGUUUGGCUAUCUUGGUUUUUACUAAUUCAUCCAUUUUUCUGUUUGGUUUUUAUUUUAGUUUAGAGAUUUUGUGCACACAUGGAUCGUUAGUUAAGUGAGUCCAAAAUAUUCGAAGUUUUAUUUUACUCGAUAGGUCAGGGUUAUAACUCUCAAACAAACGAAAUAAAUCAGGGCACCCGACGGAAAGGGAACGUUCCUUGAUUGCAGGAAUUUUCCAUUUCUGUUCUACUUCUUUUAAAAAUAAUGCGGUUAGACAUUACUGCGAUAGCUAUUAUCGUACAGCCCAAUACUAACUACUACCAGGUCAUUUUGCCCACUGUUAAAGCACAAUAAUGCGAGCCUAAUGUUCAUUAUAAUUGACCAAUUAUCAAGUUAAAACUGACGAGUUUGUAUUUAACUUUUCCCUUCCAAACUUAUAAAGUAUUUGACAUAUUGUCAAAACAUGCCCAAAUAAUUUAAGGCAAAGUAUAGUUGGGUCUUUUUAAACUUUGCCACAAAUAACAGAGGGUCCCGAAGGCACUUUACUUGGACCGGAGUGUUUUUUGAAACAACUAAGUAUGUUUUAUUUGACGUCCUUAACCUCACGUUUAAAAUUCCCAAGAUGUCACAUUUGGGGGCCGCCUGCAUAUUUUCAAUAUAAAGGGGGUCUUUUGGCCUUUUUGAGUAAAUAAGCGGCUAAAAAUUUAAAGCGAUAUUUUGAAGAGGAUGACGCCUCUAUUCUUUCCUCUUAUCAGUCAAAAUAUAACCAAUUACUGCCUUAUGGAGUUAACCAACGUGCUCUCGUAAAAAAGUCUUUUAAAAGACACUUUUAGUCCAGCUGAUGGUUGGCAAAGAAUGGCAUAUGUUUUAAAACAAAACGUCAUGAAUACACCAACGGGAUUUCCAUUUAAGUGGACAGUCGUCCGUUUUGUUUUCCGUUUGAACAGUAAUCAAGUUUUAUGGCUUUCUAAAGAUAGAAAGAUAAUGUUAAGUCACGCAAAGAUUUGAUGCUUUAAGACAAAGCGAGCUUUGGACUAAGUGAACAGUAGCGAAGACGACAAUUAAGCUUCUUUCUGAACGAACUUUGUACUUUUUGACUUUUUUCUGCAACUGAGGUACCAAGACCAAGCAUUAAAACUGUAGAAGUUAAGGAGUCCACAUUUGCAAUCAAUAUUUUAUCAUCAGAAGUCUCGAGUAUGAAAGGAACCUAUUCAACUUAGUUGAGGAGGCAAACUCCCCUGAACCUCUUGCAAGUUUUGAAAAGGUUAAAUUCAAUUAACCUGUCCUCCUACUGCAAGUUAGCAUGUAGGUCAAAAAGUUUAUAUAAGCAAAAUCCUAAAUAUUCUUUGAAGAGAUAAGACUACGAAAGGAUCAAUCAGGAAUGUAAUAUUGGAUCGAUACGUUCUCAAACGCUAGCCUACUAUCUGGUCGGUUUUUUAGCCAGUAACUAGUUUUUUUGUUACGGCCAACGAUAGGUCCAUUAAAUUGGGUUGACCAAUCGGAAAUUUACCUACUCAGGAAACUUCGCUGUUACAAACCAGCUCAACAAUCCCAUUAAGUUUGUUCAAACGGGAUUCUUCUAGUUCCUGCAGCUUGUUGCGGUCCGUUUAUUAUGUAUAUAAGGAGUGAAUUUUUUUGUCUUACGAUGUGCAAACAUUUACAAUAGUAUUUCAAGAAAGCAUGCAGCAACAUGUGGUUGUGUAGCCGCACCGGAUAGACACAAUACUGUUGACCUAAUUUAUUAUUUUGAGUUGGUGUGGUCACGUUGGCAUGGUGCUCCUGUGCGUUGCGGUGUGUGUUCUGUUGACGGCCUUGUUUCUAUGUCGACAUGUCCACCAUUUUUGGCCCAAUACCGGUGAUCCUUCUUGACUUUCGGCCUGUCGUCUCCUUCUAUGUUUCGCGUUGGAUAUUUCAAGGUUGGGUUUUGGGCUGCAGUUAAGGGCUAUAUUUGGGGUUAGGGUCAGAGUUAGGGUUGGGGUUGGGGUUAAAGGCAAGGGUUAGAGGUCAGGGUUAGGGGUCAGGGCUAGGGUUUAGUGCUAGGGGUUAGGGUCAGGGAUUAAGGUUUGGGGUGACAGUAACUAUUUUUCAACCACUCAAAUUAUAACCGCGCAUUCCUUAUAGCUUUUCUUUCGCAUACAAUUACUUGACCUCGUCGCCUGUGUGUUCCCCGGCCCCAUCAGUAAAAACCCCUAUUACCACCGGUCGUGUAUCACAGGUGGCUGGGGCUUGUUUAUCUCAGGUGCGGUUCCAUAACCACAUCUGAACAGCAUGCUUUUUAUGAGCUUUGAGGCGUUUCUAAAAAAGGAAACAGCGGCCACCUAAAGAUAUACAUUUACUAUAAACUAUCAAGACCAGAUAAGCGAUGCCAGAAGAAACAGUCUCUUCAAACACUAAAAUGCGCAAGAAACUUUGCGCUAAAUAUAAUCGAAAAUCCGAAUUAAAUGUGGAGUUAUUUAUUCCUUGUGAAUGGCCUUUUUCAAUUUACUAAAUUGUAGUCCAGCAAAAGUCCCACGCCUCGAUUUAUGAAUAAACCAACGGGUAGCACAUAGGUAGCGCAAUUACACUUAAUUUGCACCUUCUGGUUACGAUAAACGACUUAACUCAUGAAAUGUAUGCGUAAUCACGGUAAAAUCUCAAUUUCACUGGAAACUGGCCAAAAUUCAUUGAUCAAAUAAACGACCUCCAGGCGAAUUAACAAAUUAAAGAUUUAUUGAAAAGAAGAUUAAUUCGGUAAGAAUUGGCAGUUUUCUUGAAAAAAGUAAAGUGACGCCAAGAGCUGAAACACCCGCUAAGCCAACUUCUUUGAAUUUAACAUAACCUGUCUAUUAAAAAGUGGGCGAUUAAAAUACUUUUUGGUCGAAAUUACUGACGUUUGCCAAAAGAUUUUUGCGUUCCAGUCUAAAUAUCAUUCACUGAUUAGCGCAGAAUAAGUAUGGAAGGCAGUGACAUUUUCAGUGCUCGACUAUGUGUUCUAGAGUGGUCUUAUGGGAAUUCCGCGUAAUUUUGCUGCCGUCGUUUCGUUUGUAGUGCUAUUUACAAGACGAUUCCGCUUAGUUUUGCGGAUUUGGGUAUAAUUGGAAAAAAGACUUCACAAGACAUUUGCCGGGUUGUCGGGCAGGGAUUGAGAAUUCUGAAUACAAUUAUUAGAUGUAAUCAUGAGCGCACCGCCGUUUACAUAUCAAGAGCAAUUUAUCCACAAUAACACUGUAAGAGCUUUGACCACUGUUAAGUUCGCUGAUUUGCAUGGCAUCCUUGAAAUAUCAGUAAAUAACCUGCGGUUCUUGGUGUUUCCAAACAAUCGCACAAAAAUAGGUCUUAUGGGUGGUUUCCAAUAAAACCUGAAAUCAAAAAUCAGUUUUUGAAAGUUUUUAAGUAUGCCAUGUGUUUUCGGGCGAUUUCUUACAUAGUUUCCAGUUUGUGUCACGAUUGCAGGCUCGCACCAACAUAACACUUAAUCGCGAACCAAGCUAACGUCUACAGCAAAGGCUCGCAGUGGGCAUGUCCAUGGUUACUUGGAAAACCUUCUUUAAUAACUUAUCUCGCAGAAUGUUCUUAGCUGCGACAAUUUCGUAAUAAAUGUCCGUGAUUUUCAUAUUUGUCAGGGCAAAAUCAGCAUACAUUUGUGUAUUUUGCUCUUUUAUUCACGCCUUCUACAGAUAUUGAUAGUUAUAGACGAAAAAUCUCUUCUGCCCUUCAUACCGGGGAAAAUCUUGCUAUUUCGCUUACUUUUGGUAUUCGUUUUUUAAGUAGAAAUAUCGUGCAGCGAGGUCAUAUAAAUAGUAAAAUAGUUCUCAAACGAACACCUUAGUUAUUAGCGGAAAAGCUGCAGAGAUAUAUUAAGAUUGUGGUCAAACCCUAAAAUCGCUGUUUUUUAUUGGAGUAUUCUAUUGUUGCUUAUGGAAUAUUAACAUGCGUAUGGAAGUUGAAAAGGCAUCACAAUUAAAAUGGCCUGUUAGCGUUACUGAAGGAGAUCUUGCCAUAAAAUUAGAUGCGUGUAAAAGUCAGAAUUUUCAGAAAUAAAAACGUUCGUGUAUUUCUGAAAAUAACGUGGCUACUCACAUCCUACCAGGUCUGAUUUUCUCAGAGUGAAAAAUUAAAUUUCAUUUGCAAAGAUUUUACCAAUUCCUUUCAUUUUGAUCAAUGCUCUCUGGUAAAAAAAACGCACUAAAUGCACUCAUUUGGUUUAGGGUAGUCAUCUUCAUAGCAAAUUGCCUAAACAUCGGUGAGCGUUGAGGUCCAUUAAGAGUCGUCAGUUUUUCCCAUGCCAAUGUAUUUAGAAACAAGUUCUACAUGUUAGACAAAUAAGUAAAAUAUAGAGCGUUUGAUAUUCCCUGAAAUUAUCAUCUAAAUUUUGAUAAUCAUGUUACAUGUGUUACGUAAUGGCCUGAAAUGUAGCGCUAAGGAGUUGGGCAAUGUUUUACUGGCUUUAGUGGGUGCUACAUGUUAACCCUUUCUUUCAUUCAGAAAAGUUGUAGGCAAAUAAUUCUUUAGUAGUUGGACAAGAUAGAACACAAUGAAUUUUGUGUAUCAUGCAGUUUAAUAUAAAUUUUUCUCUGUUAAGGCGGCAAAAGAUUUGCAGAAAAAAACAACUGUACAUUUUUUGAAGUUUCGACGGCAAUCAACCACCUAGUUGACGAGCUCUUGGUCGACAUUGUUGUUCAAUGGAAACAGGAAACUGCAAAUACUGAAUUCAGUCGGCUGGGCCUGGCCGUGCCUGUCCCAAAACCUUCUUCAGCCUCGAAGUCUGGACGAAGGAGCUGGGUUUCAACCCUCAGUGGGCCAAAAAAUACGUUGCAGCGUAUUUUCAAACAGCAGUUUACAGCCAAGUCCUGUAUUAAUUUACAGCAUAACACGUUUUCAUAA
This is a messenger RNA of Spirometra erinaceieuropaei, 23403 nucleotides long. NCBI's taxonomy places the organism in Eukaryota, Metazoa, Platyhelminthes, Cestoda, Diphyllobothriidea, Diphyllobothriidae. The record is from the annotation of a GenBank genome assembly.